GGCAUUUUAAAAGUCUGUGUCCUCACUCUCAUCGGCGAGGAGCUGGCAGUGUGUAGGUUACGUCACCAUGAGAGGGCGGAGGGAGGGUUCGGAGGUGUUUUCCAGCUUUAAAAAGACAGGAGCUACGAGCAGCCCUGCGUCAGAGAGAGACCCAGAGUAAAUGAAAAUUUCAAUUACAUUACCAUCAGAGACAGCCAAAACACCAGCCAUUCACCGUGUCUAAAGAAAGAGAGCCAGUCAUUCAGCUAAAACUUCUCUUAUGCACACACAUCGUCCCUUUCUACCAUUUCAGUCAGUCACUGUCACUUGGACUGCUUCUUACAACACAGAAUAAACACAAUUGAAUUUUAUUUAUUUUUUUCUGUAAAGGAAAGCAAACUUUUUAUAUAUAUAUAAUUAUCAAGAAAGGAGAAAAGCCGUUGGUUGAAUGCAGAAUAACAAUAACCUGAGUGUCUCAAAGUUUGCAUUUGGACCAUUGGUUUCUUCAGCUCUGGCAAAGGAAUUGGAAACUUUGGAAUUGCAUUUAUUGUCUUCCUUCACCAACAUGAAAUCUGCAGAAGAAGAAGCCUUCAACUAUGCAACACCUAAUGUUAGCAUCUCCCUGCCCCUCAACAUGGGAAACCCCUGCUUGUCAACAUACCACGGCAUCCAUUCCAGCCAAGUUAUGUCUUCCAACCAUCAAGCCGGGUAUAUGGACAACGGUGCCUCGGGCUACUAUCUGUCUCCUAACAUCAGGCCAAAUGGAGCCCCUACCUUGGAAAGCCCCAGGAUUGAAAUCACUCCUUACAUUGGGAUGCACCAUGGCAACAGCCAGUACCCCCAGGAAGAAGGGAUUGAAGAAGGCAUCCCCAGUGCUAAGAGACCAAACUCAAUUGUCACCCUGACCUUGCCCACUGCGGACAAUUACAGAGAUCCCAGCUGCCUCAGCCCAGCCAGCAGUUUGUCUCCCAGAAGCUGCAAUUCAGAAGCCUCUUCCUAUGAGUCAGGCUACUCAUACAAUUAUGAUAACUCCCCACAGAACUCUCCCUGGCAGUCGCCUUGCGUUUCCCCCAAGGGCACUGCUCCAGAAGAAGUCUACCACCGCAGGCUGGCAGCCUGCACACUGCUCACCUCUCCAAGACACUCCCCCUCCACAUCCCCCAGGACCAGCGUCACAGACGAGAACUGGCUUGGCACACGCAACUCCCGGCCGACCUCUCCAUGUGGAGGGAAGAGGAAGUACAGCUUUAAUGGUGUCCCCUACAGACACCCCUCCUACUCCCCACACAAUUCCCCAACCCCAUCACCCCAGACUUCCCCUCGGCUCAGUGUGACCGAUGAGACCUGGCUGAACAACACCAACCAGUACACCAACUCCGCCAUUGUGGCAGCCAUUAAUGCUCUGACCACCGACAACAUGGACAUGAACGAUGGCAUCCCUGUUAAGUCCAGGAAGACCAAUGUCGACCACAUGAGCCUUAAAGUGGAACCAGACGAAGAGGAGCAUGGCACAGUAGCCUUGUCCUCCGAAGACUUUUCCAACCGACAGAUGCCCUUCAAAAAAGAAAACUUCUGUGGGGAAUUUUUAUCAGUGCCACAGAACCCCUACUCCUGGUCCAAACCAAAGUCCUACAUAAGUCCUUCUCUGCCUGCACUUGACUGGCAGCUGCCAUCUUGCUCGGGACCUUAUGAACUUCAGGUUGAUGUGCAGCCCAAAUCCCAUCACCGCGCUCAUUACGAGACAGAAGGAAGCCGAGGAGCGGUGAAGGCAUCAGCUGGCGGACAUCCUAUUGUGCAGCUCCACGGUUAUAUGGAAAGCGAGCCCCUCAUCCUCCAGCUGUUCAUUGGGACAGCAGACGACCGCCUGCUGCGACCACAUGCCUUCUACCAGGUCCACCGCAUCACCGGCAAGACUGUCUCCACAGCCAGCCAUGAGGUCAUGCUCUCCAACACCAAAGUGCUGGAGAUCCCACUGCUACCUGAAAACAACAUGAGGGCCAUAAUUGACUGCGCUGGUAUCCUGAAACUGCGGAAUUCGGACAUUGAGCUGCGUAAAGGCGAGACAGACAUUGGGCGAAAGAACACCAGAGUGCGGAUGGUCUUUCGCGUGCACAUUACUCAACCCAACGGCCGGACCAUCUCUCUGCAGGCAUCCUCCAACCCCAUUGAGUGUUCUCAGAGAUCUGCCCAGGAACUGCCGCUGGUAGAGAAUCAGAGCAUGGACAGCUUCCCCGUGACCGGAGGGAAGAAGAUGGUGUUAAGUGGACACAACUUCCUUCCUGACUCAAAGGUCGUCUUUGUGGAGAAGGCCCCAGAUGGCCACCACAUAUGGGAGAUGGACGCAAAAGUUGACAAGGACUCAAUCAAAUCUACUUCAUUAGUGGUUGAGAUCCCCCUGUACCGAAAUCAGAGGAUAACCAGUCCCAUCCAGGUGAAUUUUUAUGUCUGCAAUGGAAAGAGGAAGAGAAGCCAGUGCCAGCACUUCACCUACCUGCCAGCUAAUGUUCCAAUAAUAAAAACAGAACCUACUGACGACUACGAGGCCGUAGCUCCCGGACUAAACACACUAUCCAAAUCUUACUACAACCAGCAAGUCCUGACCUCCAUGAUGCCUCCAGAUCCUGGCUCCUGUCUGGUGGCCAGCUUCCCUUCCUACCAGCAGAGAAACAUUGUGAUGUCAUCCUCUUCAUCCACCUCUAACUCAAGUCCUAAGCUGCACGACCUCUCCCCUUCUGCCUACACCAAAUGCAAUGCCAACACUGGUCACAGUCAGCUAGCCAGUCUCCAGCAGCCCACAGCAGGCGUCCCCACAAUCCAGGAAGUGCCCAACAGGUCUGUGGUUGUGCACCCCAACUCCCCUGACCAAUCAUCUCUCAUCAUGCUGCAGUCCCAGGUGAGUCAGCAUCUGAGCAGUAACUGUUCCCAUGGUUACCAACAAACACUCUAUCCCAACAGUCCCACUUCUUCUCCGGUUCCCUCUGCCGCCCAGGAGACACUUUAUGUGCAGACCUACAGCCCACCUCACCCCUCCCUGCCGAUGGGGCAGCAACCUCCUCAGCUGAAGAAAACUCAGCAAAAUGGGUCUCCGACAAACCAGCCAGGGUCACUGCCGCUCUUGCCGGAAGAGAAUAGUCAGACCUCAUUGCCUGUCGUUGUCAAGCAAGAGCCCCAAGAGCUGGACCAGAUGUACUUAGAUGAUGUAAAUGAAAUUAUAAGGAAUGAUCUCUCCAGCACUUCCGUCCAUGGUCAUGCAUAGCCACAUACAAACUACAGGACUGAAAAUGAAAAAAAAUUAAACAAAUAAUAACAAAAUCAAAAACAUUUGACAGCACAUUGACAUUGAAAUCCUGAAUGCCCCUCUGAGAAUAUACUCUUAAUUUGAACUCUUAAGUGAACUGUUCUGGUGAAGAAGAGUGGCACACUGAUCUUCCAUUGUUGAUGAAUGUUAGAAGAAGACAAAGCAGUGAAGCAACCCUUCUGCCUUAAUAAAGCACUAUCUUCUUGGGACUGCUUUUUGAAUUGUUUUAUCAAAAACUGAUUUUUUUUUUUAAAGGUCUGAUCUUCCAUCCAAAGAAGUUGCUCCUGAGUGGCACUGUUCUAUCUUGGCGCUAGUUGGCACUGUCUGGUCAUCAAUAAGGAAUAGCCAUGGAUGUGCCUUAUAUAUUUAUGUAGUGAAACCGGGAUGCAAUACAACAUAGAAAAACAAUUAUAUUAUCUUCAUAAGAAGUGAUGUUUACAAUGCAAAAAUGUUAAUGUGUAUGCCUUUAUUCUGCUUUCCUUUUUUCGUCAAGCAUUCAAAACCAUCAGGUUUCUUAAUGUAUGUUAUGCCGUAUCCCUGACUGAAAAUAGUAUGAUUUGUUAUUUUUCUUUAAAGUGGCCUGUUUACUUUGUUUAUGAUUAGAUGUUGCACACUGCUGUACAUGACACAGUGGUCAUUUCCAUCCUAGUGCACUAACUAAGCUCACAGUGAAGAACUACAUAUCGUCUAAACUAGUAUAUAUAUUGGAGAAAUCCAUGAUGAUUUCCCAAGUUUGCUAUUUUAAAUGGCAUAGAUUUUUGCUAAUCAACAAGUAUUGACUUGUCAUAUACAGUGAUCAAAUGUGAGUGUAUUUGCCUGCAGGGUGACUAAAAGAGAUCUACAAAUAUUCAUAAUUGAAUAAAGGGCAGGGCUUCAAACACAAUACCUUAUUCAAGACUGAUUGCAGAUAUGUGUGCACGUAAAUACAACUUUUCAUAUUAUGUAAUUAAUAUAUAGCUGACAAUCAUGAUCUUUUUUUGCCUUUCAGAAAAAAAGACUUAAGCUAGCAAUAACAUAUCUCUGGAUACCAAAGCAUUUUAGCUAGUGAAGUUACAGCUUUUUACUUUAAUCCUUUUGGCUGUUUUAGAUAAAGAAGAUAUAGUAUCUAGCUUGUUUAUGCCUUAUGAAUGUAUGCACUUUAGAUAGUGAAAAACAAAAUACCAUGGUUUGUGUAUUUUUAAUGACCAAAUGUCAGUGGAUUGAGGGAACUGAUAAAUCGAAAAGGAUUGACUGCUGACUGUAAUCUCCUAUAAGAUUUUUAAAACCAAAUAUUUUAAAUGAAUCUAAAAAAAAAAAAAAAAAAAGUUUCUAGAUGUAUAGCUUCCUAGAGCAUGUUAUGCUAAUGAAUAGUCGUACUAGUUCCGCUUGGAAUACAGUUAAUAGUUUAUUAUAUACUUAUGAAUGAAAUUGUACUUUUUCACAUUGUGUGUAGAAUAGUCUAUAGCAUGGUUUGAUAUAUGAAAUUAGUACAAUAUCGUGCCUUAGUCAGUCAUGGUCUUUGCUAGACGUGACUGUACUUUACACAUUCAUGUUUUGUCAGGGCUUACAAUACUGAGGCACACAGUGAAAUGUAUUUCUUCUGAAAUAUUACAUAUUUAUGGGGAUUUUAAAAUGAUGUUUGAUGUAUUCAUGGUGUCUUACUUAAAAAAAAAUAAACAAAUCAAAUAAAAGCCAUAUUGGUAAUAUUUGCACAGUACUGUGAAGACUAGAAUAUAGUAUGGCUUUAAAGUGCUUUAAAGAUAUUUGUACAGUUUUCCAAAGCAACUUGUUGCAACAGUCCAUGCUAAUCAUAGCUGUGGUUUAUUGGCUCUUUUGUCCAUAUACAGACGUGCUCAAAUUUGUUGGUACCCCUCCACAAAAAACGAAGAAUGCACAAUUUUCUCUGAAAUAACUUGAAACUGACAAAAAGUAAAUGGCAUCCACCAUUGUUUAUUCCAUAUUUAAUAGAAAUCAGACUUUGCUUUUGAUUUUUUAUUCAACAUAAUAUUGUAAAUAAUAAAACAAAUCAAAAUGGCAUGGACAAAAAUGAUGGGACCGCUAACCUAAUAUUUUGUUGCACAACCUUUAGAGGCAAUCACUGCAAUCAAACGUUUUCUGUAGCUCUCAAUGAGACUUCUGCACCUGUUAACAGGUAGUUUGGCCCACUCUUCCUGAGCAAACUGCUCCAGCUGUCUCAGGUUUGAUGGAUGUCUUCUCCAGACUGCAAGUUUCAGCUCUUUCCAUAGAUGUUCGAUAGGAUUCAGAUCAGGACUCAUGAAGGCUAGUCCAAUGUUUUGUUCUUAUCCAUUCUUGGGUGCUUUUAGCUGUGUGUUUUGGGUCAUUAUCCUGUUGGAGGACCCAUGACCUGAGACUGAGACAGAGCUUUCUGACACUGGGCAGUACGUUUCGCUCCAGAAUGACUUGAUAGUCUUGAGAUUUCAUUGUGCCCUGCACAGAUUCAAGGCACCCUGUGCCAGGCGCAGCAAAGCAGCCCCAAAACAUAACCAAGCCUCCUCCAUGUUUCACUGUAGGUAUGGUGUUCUUUUCUUUGAAAGCUUCAUUUUUUCAUCUGUGAACAUAGAGCUGAUGUGACUUGCCAAAAAGCUCCAGUUUUGACUCAUCUGUCCAAAGGACAUACUCCCAGAAGGAUUGUGGCUUGUCAAUAUGCAUUUUAGCAAAUUCCAGUCUGGCUUUUUUAUGUUUUUCUGUCAAAAGUGGAGUCCUCCUGGGUCUUCUUCCAUGGAGCCCACUUUCGCUCAAAAAGCGACGGAUGAUGCGACCAGAAACUGACGUACCUUCACCUUGGAGUUCAGCUUGUAUCUCUUUGGCAGUUAUCCUUGGUUCUUUUUCUACCAUUCGCACUAUCCUUCUGUUCAAUCUGGGGUCGAUUUUCCUCUUGCGGCCGCGCCCAGGGAGGUUGGCUACAGUUCCAUGGACCUUAAACUUCUUAAUAAUAUUUGCAACUGUUGUCAAAGGAACAUCAAGCUGCUUGGAGAUGGUCUUGUAGCCUUUACCUUUACCAUGCUUGUCUAUUAUUUUCUUUCUGGUCUCCUCAGACAACUCUCUCCUUUGCUUUCUCUGGUCCAUGUUCAGUGUGGUGCACACAAUGAUACCAAACAGCACAGUGACUACUUUUCUCCAUUUAAAUAGGCUGAAUGACUGAUUACAAGAUUGGAGACAUGUGUAAUACUAAUUAAAGAAACUAAUUAGUUUGAAAUAUCACUAUAAUCCAAUUAUUUAUUAUCUUUUCUAAGGGGUACCAACAAAUGUGUCCGGGCCAUUUUAGAAUAUCUUUGUAGAAUAAGCAAUAAUUCAUCUCUUUUCACAGCUUCUUUGCUUUAUUCUAUGACAUACCAAAGGCAUGCAAGUAUACAUGAUAAAAUAGCUUUUAAUUUCAUCACUUUUCAGGAGGAAUGAAGCAUUAUUUCAAUGAGCUGUAAGGGUACCAACAAAUUUGAGCACGUCUGUAUAAAGAAAAGAUUUUGCAUGCCAUUUUUCUUUUAAAGCACUCUGUGCUUAUCAUAUGCCUGCUUCAGAACCUUGCUGGGUGCAUUGUUAAACUCUCCAGUUUCCAGCAUCCAGUCAGAAGACAAGAAACAUCAUUAAAUGUGUGGCAUUCAGAAUUUCAAAGCAGGCAUACAAAUCUGCUGAAACACCAUUUUCUAUGGAAAGCAGCCUUUUUGAUAAAAAAAAAUUAUAAUAAUAAAAGAAAUUAGCUGAGAAUCAAUUAGCUGAGAAUCAAAUUUCUUGUAUCACAUUAUUAGAUCUUCAGCAAAUUUCCACUCACAACUAGCGUUCUGUUUCUCAUGAUGUCACAUACUUCAGUGUUGUUUGUUCUGAUUUGUAUGCUGUAUACUGUAUGCAUGACCAGUUACAUGUGCUUAUCUUGCUUUGGUGUAUAAUGAGUGCCUUCAUUUUGAAUCUAAGACCUUAUCUGUAUGUGGGAGUGGGAAGGUGGGAACAGGAAUAAAGUGAAAUACCAUUGAGCUGAUGUGUUAUGAAGAAGACAGAAGCUGUUGUUUAAGAUUCCAAAAGAAAAUGUGGGUCUCUUUAUGCAAUGCAUUUUUGCUGUAAAGAGUACCUUGCCAUCAUAAGAUUGGAGCUGGGUAUUACAUGUUAUCUUGCAUGUGGAUGGCUGUUGUGUUGAAACUUUCCCCUUGCUUUGCAUUCAAGCUAUUCCAGAAAAAAAGGGAAAAAGUGCAAGCGCACUUUCUGCAUUUAAAACUGAAAUACACUCUCUCCUUAGUGACAGAAUCCAUGCAGGGUGGGGUCUGGUCUUCCCACCCAUCCCUGCAGUCUCGGAAUAGCUCUUCUAUUAAAAUAUGUAGCCAAAACUUUUUUUUCUGAUGCUCUUUCUGUUGAGUUGUUGAAAUAUUUAAAUGUUAAGGUGGUUUCCCCUGACUCGUACAAUGUAACAUUUGCUAAAUAUAUAUUUUUUGUUUUGUGUGUGUGUGUGUGCGUGUAUGUGUGUGU
Messenger RNA from Acipenser ruthenus (sterlet), 7729 nucleotides. Its product is annotated as nuclear factor of activated T-cells, cytoplasmic 1-like. The transcript is spliced from 10 exons. Gene Ontology annotation, biological process: calcineurin-NFAT signaling cascade; cytokine production; regulation of transcription by RNA polymerase II. Gene Ontology annotation, cellular component: transcription regulator complex. NCBI's taxonomy places the organism in Eukaryota, Metazoa, Chordata, Actinopteri, Acipenseriformes, Acipenseridae. Gene Ontology annotation, molecular function: RNA polymerase II cis-regulatory region sequence-specific DNA binding; transcription factor binding; DNA-binding transcription factor activity, RNA polymerase II-specific. The record is from RefSeq and is a predicted model, not a curated record. The coding region runs from base 428 to 3235 and encodes 935 amino acids.